Messenger RNA from Capra hircus (goat), 833 nucleotides. RefSeq names its product interleukin 18 binding protein (gene IL18BP). The transcript is spliced from 5 exons. Gene Ontology annotation, molecular function: interleukin-18 binding. The coding region runs from base 63 to 686 and encodes 207 amino acids. Gene Ontology annotation, biological process: T-helper 1 type immune response. Lineage: Eukaryota; Metazoa; Chordata; Mammalia; Artiodactyla; Bovidae. The record is from RefSeq and is a predicted model, not a curated record.
AGGAAGUUGUCACAGAUAUAUAGAGCAAGGCCCUGCAGCUCCUGACACAGAUCAUCCUGGCCAUGAGACAGAACUGGAUCCCAGACCCCAGCCCUCUUCGGGCCCUGCUCCUCUGUGCCCACAUCAUCUCCCACCUGGCCAGAGCCACACCUGUGCCUCAGGCCACCACAGCUGCCUCACCUGGGAUGGCAAAGGCCCCCUGCUCCUCGCGGCCCCCAGCGCUCCCAGCAGCUACGCAGUGCCCAGCGCUGACAGUGACCUGGCCAGCGGUGGAAGUCUCACUGAAUGGAACGCUGACCUUGUCCUGUACUGCCUGCAGCCGCUUCCCCCACUACAGCAUCCUCUACUGGCUGGGCAACGGCUCCUUCAUCGAGCACCUCCCAGGCCGGCUGUGGGAGGGCAGCACCAGGCGGGAGUACAGGGGCAAGUGGGCCCAGCUGUGGAGGCCCUUGGUGCUGGAGGAGCUGAGCCCUACCCUGCGAGAUACCAACUUCUCCUGUGUUUUCACGGAUCCUGGGCAGACUGUCCAGCGUCACCUUGUCCUGGCCCAGCUCUGGGCUGGGCAGAAGACAAGUGUGCCCCUGCCACAGGAAGGCCCGCCCUCCAGCCAGGCCCCUCUGCCGCACCAUCCUGAUGGUGAACCUGAGCUCCACCGCCACCUGCUUGAAACACCACCUCUUUACUGAGGUCCAGGCCACAGUCUGCAUCGAUUUAAUGUAUUUGUUUCCUCUGUGGGCUCCUGGGAUGCGGGCAGAGGCUGCUUCUGACCCACCUCUGUAUCUCUCAGCCAAGCAAGGCCCACGGGGGGCAUUCAUAAACCAUCUUCAACGGCA